Messenger RNA from Pteropus alecto (black flying fox), 2185 nucleotides. Its product is annotated as laminin subunit alpha-3-like. The transcript has 16 exons. Lineage: Eukaryota; Metazoa; Chordata; Mammalia; Chiroptera; Pteropodidae. Gene Ontology annotation, cellular component: basement membrane. The annotation marks the transcript as partial. Gene Ontology annotation, biological process: axon guidance. The record is from RefSeq and is a predicted model, not a curated record.
CUGCUGCUGCCGCCGCCGCCGCUGCUGCUGCCGCUGCUGCUGCUGCUGCCCGCCGCGUGCGCGGCCGCUCGGGAACCCCCUGCAGCGGCCCGGCUCAGCCUGCACCCGCCCUACUUUAACCUGGCGGAGGCGGCGAGGAUUUGGGCCACAGCCACCUGCGGCGAGCCGGGGCUCGGCAGCGCGCGACCCCGGCCAGAGCUCUACUGCAAGUUGGUAGGGGGGCCCACGGCCCCGGGCAGCGGCCGCACCAUCCAGGGGCAGUUCUGUGACUAUUGCAAUUCUGAGGACCCCAGGAAAGCACAUCCAGUCACCAAUGCUGUUGAUGGAUCUGAACGUUGGUGGCAAAGCCCUCCUCUCUCCUCAGGCCUAUGGUACAACAAAGUCAACGUCACUUUGGAUUUAGGGCAGCUUUUCCAUGUGGCCUAUAUUUUAAUCAAAUUUGCAAAUUCUCCUCGUCCUGAUCUUUGGGUCUUGGAAAGAUCUGUAGACUUUGGAAGCACCUAUUCACCUUGGCAAUAUUUUGCUCAUUCUAAAGUAGACUGUUUGGAACAAUUUGGGCAGGCGGCAAAUACAGCUAUCACACGAGAUGAUGAUGUGCUUUGUACUACUGAAUAUUCCCGAAUUGUACCUUUGGAAAAUGGUGAGGUUGUGGUGUCCUUGAUAAAUGGUCGUCCAGGUGCAAAAAAUUUUACUUUCUCUCAUACUCUGAGGGAGUUCACCAAGGCAACAAAUAUCCGCUUGCGUUUUCUCCGAACUAACACCCUUCUUGGACACCUCAUCUCCAAAGCACAGCGAGAUCCAACUGUCACUCGGCGGUAUUAUUACAGCAUAAAGGAUAUCAGCAUUGGUGGGCGGUGUGUUUGCAACGGCCAUGCUGAAGUAUGCAAUGCAAACAAUCCUGAAAAACUGUUUCGUUGUGAAUGCCGACACCACACCUGUGGGGAGACAUGUGAUCACUGUUGUGCUGGGUACAAUCAGAGGCGCUGGCAGCCUGCCAUGUGGGAACAGAGCAACGAGUGUGAAGCAUGCAACUGCCACGGCCAUGCCAUCGACUGUUACUAUGAUCCAGAUGUUGAGAGGCAGAAGGCAAGCUUGAAUAUUGAAGGCAACUAUGCAGGUGGAGGGGUCUGCAUUAAUUGUCAGCAUAACACAGCUGGUAUAAACUGUGAAAAGUGUGCUAAGGGUUAUUACCGCCCUUACGGUGUUCCAGCUACUGCCCCCGAUGGCUGCAUCCCUUGCAGCUGUAACUCUGAGCAUGCAGAUGACUGUGAGCAAAGCUCAGGCCGCUGUAUCUGCAAGCCAAAUUUCCAUGGCGACAACUGUGAGAAGUGUGCAGUCGGAUACUACAAUUUCCCAUUUUGCUUGAGAAUUCCCAUUUUCCCUAUUUCUACUCCCAGUCCAGAAGAUCCAGUAGCUGGAAAUAUAAAAGGAUGUGACUGUAACUUGGAGGGCGUCCUCCCUGAAAUAUGUAACGCCCAUGGAAGGUGCCUAUGCCACCCUGGUGUGGAGGGCCCUCGCUGUGACGCCUGCCGCUCGGGUUUCUACUCAUUCCCUAUUUGCCAAGCCUGCCAGUGUUCAGCCCUUGGCUCCUACCAGACACCCUGCAGCCCAGUGACUGGACAGUGUGAAUGCCGGCCAGGGAUUACAGGACAGCGGUGUGACAGGUGCCUCUCAGGAGCCUACGAUUUCCCCCACUGCCAAGGCUCUAGCAGUUCCUGUGACCUGUCUGGUACCCUGGACUCCAGUUUGGGAUAUUGCCAGUGCAAACUUCAAGUUGAAAGUCCUACCUGCAGCAUCUGCAAGCCAUUAUAUUGGAAUCUGACCAAAGAAAACCCCAAUGGGUGUUCAGAUUGAAGGCAGGAUAGUACUCAAAAAUGCCAAGGUAAAGGUGGCUAAGUGGAGUGAAUAUCCUUAAAUAAGAGUAUAUUUUCAUAUAAGCAUAUCAGAAAUGACCUUGACAUUAGAAUCAUUUAAAAAUCCCAUGAUGUUGCAGCUUUUGUCUUAGAGUGAUCAUAAACUUGUCAUUACUCCUCGUAGGUAGAUGGUACUGAUCUGGCUGUUCUGCUGACUACAGAAAGCAAUCUAAUUUUAGGCUUUGCAACAGUGCAAAAUGGAAUUCUGCUGAAGCAUGCUAGGAUGUGACUGCACGUGUAAUAUUGCUGGUGUGUGAUGUUCCCAGCGCCAG